Messenger RNA from Pyrus x bretschneideri (Chinese white pear), 659 nucleotides. Its product is annotated as peptide methionine sulfoxide reductase B5. The record is from RefSeq and is a predicted model, not a curated record. The coding region runs from base 50 to 475 and encodes 141 amino acids. Gene Ontology annotation, molecular function: peptide-methionine (R)-S-oxide reductase activity. The transcript has 3 exons. Lineage: Eukaryota; Viridiplantae; Streptophyta; Magnoliopsida; Rosales; Rosaceae. Gene Ontology annotation, biological process: response to oxidative stress; protein repair.
UUUCCACAUAAGUCUAUAUCAAAAAAAAUCAGUGAGGAGAGUGAAGGACAUGGCUGCACCCGCACUUGCACCACCAGGGCCAGUUCAGAAAACUGAGGAAGAAUGGCGGGCUGUUCUCUCCCCGGAGCAGUUCAGGAUUCUACGCGAGAAAGGAACUGAGCCAAAAUUCACUGGGGAAUAUGACAAGGUUUUUGAAGAAGGGGUUUACAAAUGUGCUGGUUGUGGGACACCACUUUAUAAGUCAGCUACCAAGUUUGAUUCCGGAUGCGGUUGGCCUGCAUUCUACGAGGGUCUGCCUGGAGCCAUAAACCGAUCGCCUGACCCAGAUGGGAGGAGAACUGAGAUCACAUGUGCAGCUUGCGGCGGUCACUUGGGACAUGUUCUUAAAGGGGAAGGGCACAAGGUGCCGACAGAUGAACGCCACUGUGUCAACAGCGUUUCCAUCAAGCUUGUUCCUGAAACGUCUGCACUAUGAGGUCUUUUGAGGUUGUCGUCUCCUCAGAUCAAGCUGCUUUCGUACGCUUAAACCUUAAUGCGCUUUCUGCCGUGUAUGAAGAAAAGACAAAGAUUGUUAAUCUGAAAUGCACUGUUUGUGAGUCGCUUGUUAUGAUACUUUAUCUUAAGCUAAAGUGCCAAUAAAACCUCUUUGUUUUAGUUUA